Messenger RNA from Paralichthys olivaceus (Japanese flounder), 1276 nucleotides. RefSeq names its product ubiquitin carboxyl-terminal esterase L1 (ubiquitin thiolesterase) (gene uchl1). Lineage: Eukaryota; Metazoa; Chordata; Actinopteri; Pleuronectiformes; Paralichthyidae. Gene Ontology annotation, biological process: protein deubiquitination; ubiquitin-dependent protein catabolic process. Gene Ontology annotation, molecular function: cysteine-type deubiquitinase activity. The record is from RefSeq and is a predicted model, not a curated record. Gene Ontology annotation, cellular component: cytoplasm.
GUAAUUUGAGCGGAGCCCACCCCCGCGUCUGCCGGUGAGAUGGUACGAGCCGGGGCCACAUAAAGUGAACACGGUGCAAGUUCAACUGUCAGAACCAUCAACCGACAGAAGAGCCCACCUCCCUCCCGCUGAGUCACACCGAAACACGGCUACAACCAUGGAGUGGACCCCGAUGGAGAUUAACCCGGAGAUGCUGAACAAGAUGAUGUGUAAGCUCGGUGCAGGUGAGAGCUGGCGCUUCGUGGACGUUCUGGGGCUGGAAGGGGAGCAACUCUCCGCCGUCCCCAAACCAUGCUGUGCCCUGAUGCUGCUCUUCCCACUGACACAACAGCACGAGUCUUUCAGACAGCAGCAGGCAGACAAGGUGGCUGGAGACUCUGAAGUUUAUUUCCUGAAGCAGACAGUAGUUAAUUCCUGUGGCACCAUUGCCCUGCUGCACACUGUGGCCAACAACAAGAGCAAACUGACUUUUGAUACUGACUCUGCCUUGAAGAAAUUUCUGGAUGAGACUGCAAACAUGUCUGCUGAUGAUCGUGCCAAACAUCUGGAGAAGAACCAGGCGAUCUCUGAGGCUCACAAUGAGGUUGCAGUGCAGGGCCAGUGCAGGCCUGAAGCAGACAAAGUCAACUUCCACUUCAUCGCCUUUGUCAAUGUAAAUGGACAACUUUAUGAAUUUGAUGGGAGAAUGAACGGAGCGCUGAAGCAUGGAGCCACCAAAGAUGAAUCCUUCAUCGAGGAUGCAGCCAAAGUGUGCCAUGGAUUCAUGGAGAGAGAGAAAGGUGAAGUCCGUUUCUCUGCUGUGGCUCUUUGUCACAGUUAGAUUUUUGGUCGGAAACGGAUCCAAAUCGUAAAACCAAAAUGUUUUCAGUGUUCACAUGGCAAACACAAUCAGCAGGCACACACAGUGACCUGCACUCACAUACAUCUGCAGACACUAUGCACUAUAAAGCACAUAUUGUUUCCACAUACUGCACUCUCAUCUCAUGAACAAAGCAUUCUUUAGCAUUCGCACAUGCACACACACAAUCACACAGACACACUCGAAUCCUUUUGUUCUGCCGACACUAACUGAUACAAGCUGUUCCAAACGUUCCUAUUUGUGAUAAUAUUUUGCAGUGAUAUUGUACAACUUGACGUUGCUGCUUGUGUGUUAAUGUUAUGUUAUGUUGGGUUUUGCAGAUUUUGUGUGCAAUCAUUGGUGCAACUGUAUCACACUUGAAAGACUGAUACCUUUUGUGCCAAUAAAAGUUAGAAGUUAAAUGCAAGAAACUUGUGU